Molecule: messenger RNA, 1080 nt
Organism: Penicillium longicatenatum
Lineage: Eukaryota; Fungi; Ascomycota; Eurotiomycetes; Eurotiales; Aspergillaceae
Exons: 2
Coding region: 1-1080 (359 amino acids)
Source: RefSeq, a predicted model, not a curated record
AUGGUCCCUCUUCUUUCCUUGGCCUUUGCGGCCUCCCUUCUAAGCACGGCCUUUGCUCUUCCUUAUGACAUUGCGCCCGCCAUUGCUCGUCGCAAUGCCGCGACCCACGGCGCUAGCUCUGCUGUCAAGGUGAAUGUUCUCUACAGCUUUGGCGACGGUACGUGGGCUGAGAAUCUCGCAGUCCGCGCCAAUGGACAAAUCCUUCUCUCUCGUCUGGACACACCCGAGGUUCUACAGCUUGACCCUAAAGGCAUUAAGGAGCCAAUCACAGUUGCUUCUUGGAAUUCCUCGACUUACAUGGGCUGUCUCGGUAUCUCCGAGACAACCCCCGACCUGUUCUAUGUGGUGACCUCUGGCUUUGUUGACGAUAGUUUCGUCCUCACUUCGGGUGUCAACAGUAUCUGGGAGAUUGAUAUGUCUACCUUCUCCGUCUCUGAGCACACGGGCAAGGUUGUUUCUAACGCCACCGUCUCCAAGUUGGUCGAUGUGACAACCUCGGACUUCCUCAAUGGUCUCACUACCCUGUCUGAUGACUUAAUUCUGGUCGCCGAUGUCUACAACGGCUGGGUGUACCGUGUUAACACAAGCACUGGUGCCUACUCGGUUGCCGUCAACGAGGAGAGUAUGAAGUUUGACUCGAUUCCGAACCCCCCGACCAACAUUGGUGUCAAUGGUAUCAAGCUGCUUGAUGACUACCUUUACUGGUCCAAUACUGCUGUCGGUACUCUGAACCGUAUCCGCAUCACGGCCCGGGGUGCUCCCAUCGGAAAGGCUGAGGUCGUUACCAGCAACGUUCCGAAGGCCGAUGACUUCAUCUUCAAGAGUGAUGGUGUUGCCUUUAUUGCUCAGAAUCAGAUGGAUGAGCUCAGUGUCUUGUACCCUGGGCAGUCCGAGGCCGCUGUCAUCGCCGGCAGCAAUAUCUCGACUAUUCUGGCCGGUGUUUCGGCUGGCAAGUUCGGUCGUUUGCCCGAUGAUAAGCAUAUCCUUUACUUGACCACCAGUGGAGCUGAGGGGAAGCCUAUCAACGGCACGGUGACCGUUCCCGCGACUCUCUCGUGGAUUGACACAUCCGCAUUUUAA